AUGGCCAUCGGCUUCCUCCUGAGCUUGCUGAGCUUCAUGAGGACCUUUCUUGCCGUGGCCGUUGGCUGGCUUCACAGGCCUCAAGCCCAGAAGAUCGCGCUUCGGAAUCAAAUUGGGCCGCUUUGGCGUCCUGAGCCGAUUGGGUGCCAUACCUCAGCCGGACAAAGGCUCAUAUGCUCGAACCUGCCCAAGCGUCAACUGUGCGGCUUCCUGGACAUCGCUGAACGACCUUGCGCAACUCACCACGGUUGCACCUGCCGACCAUGGGAGGAGCUCGAAGACAUAGUCAGAUACUCCCACCUGAGCGAGGAUCUUGACUGUCUGGAGCCACCUGUCCAUGGUAGGAGGACUUCAACCGAAAGCCGUCUACGGAGGAGCUGCGAAGAUAACAACUCCUUCGAGGCCAAGAAGUACCGACGAGCCCUGGCGCUGGCACCUGCGGCGUUGACAUCCAAUCCUUGGACGGGCUGCUUUCUGGUCGACAUGGAAGUUCCGGGCAGCCAUCUCCAAGCUGGCCCAGCCGAGCCAUCCUCGACUCGAUCCUUGACCCCUAGAAGUUCAAUGCGAGGUCCGGGCUCUCUUAGCUGUCAUCGCCUUGGUAUCCUCAAGUUGGUUAACAUGUUCACCAGCCAGGCGUUUGGAUUUCUUCACCUGGCCGCGGAGAGUGCCAAAGGAGGUCAGAGUCAUGGAAAUCUGAGUUCUCCAACUUUGACCAGCACAGCAGAGGUCGGUAUACCUCUGCCGCUUCACAGCCUCCAAACGCUUCAGAGGUGA
Messenger RNA from Cladocopium goreaui, 774 nucleotides. Lineage: Eukaryota; Dinophyceae; Suessiales; Symbiodiniaceae. The record is from the annotation of a GenBank genome assembly.